Messenger RNA from Vigna umbellata (rice bean), 1728 nucleotides. Its product is annotated as CBL-interacting protein kinase 2-like. Lineage: Eukaryota; Viridiplantae; Streptophyta; Magnoliopsida; Fabales; Fabaceae. The record is from RefSeq and is a predicted model, not a curated record. Gene Ontology annotation, molecular function: protein serine/threonine kinase activity; ATP binding. Gene Ontology annotation, biological process: protein phosphorylation; signal transduction.
AUUAUGCUUUUUCCCUCUCUAACGUCCCAUCUUCCUUCAAACGGGAGAGCAUUUGAAUUGAGCAUCUUCUCUGAAGCCAUUUUUUGGUUGCGUUUCGCACGUUUUUUGGUGGCUUCUCGAGGAGGUUGAAGGAGUCCAGUGAAACCUAGAAUUGGUGAUGGUGGUUUUUUUUUUCAAGGUUAGAGAAAUUGGAGAGAGAUAGAUAGAAAUAAAGGUUCCUCACUUAGAAAACCGGGGUGCUUAUUUUUGUGUCUGAGGGUUUGUGCUUGAGAAUGGGGAAAAGAGGGAAUGUGUUGAUGCAGAAGUAUGAAUUUGGGAAACUAUUAGGGCAAGGAAACUUUGCAAAGGUUUACCAUGCAAGGGACCUCAAGACCGGGGAGAGUGUUGCCGUUAAGGUGAUUGAAAAGGAGAAAAUUUUAAAAAUUGGGUUGGUUGAUCAAACAAAGCGAGAGAUAUCUAUCAUGAGACGGAUUAAACACCCCAAUGUUUUGCAACUGUUUGAGGUCUUGGCCACCAAGACCAAGAUUUACUUCAUCAUGGAAUAUGCCAAAGGGGGCGAACUUUUUAACAAGGUGGCUAAAGGUAGAUUAAGUGAGGCUAGGGCAAGGAAGUACUUUCAACAAUUGGUCAGUGCAGUUGAUUUUUGCCAUAGCAAGGGAGUUUAUCACAGGGAUUUGAAGCCAGAGAACUUGCUUUUGGAUGAGAAUGGUAUUUUGAAGGUAGCAGAUUUUGGGUUGAGUGCAUUUGUUGAAUCGCAUCGUCAAGACGACAUGUUGCAUACAGUUUGUGGAACUCCUGCAUAUGUGGCGCCUGAGGUUAUAAGUAGAAAGGGCUAUAAUGGAGCAAAAUCUGAUGUAUGGUCUUGUGGAGUGAUCUUAUUUGUUCUUUUGGCUGGUCAUUUGCCAUUCUAUGAUUUAAAUCUCAUGUCACUGUAUAGGAAAAUAAGCAGGGCGGAAUACAAAUGUCCAAACUGGUUUUCAAUUGAAGUGCGCAGAUUGUUAGGGAAAAUCCUUGACCCAAAUCCAGAUACCAGGAUAUCCAUGGCAAAAGUUAUGGAAAAUUCGUGGUUCAGAAAAGGAUUCAAACCCAAUUCCGGUGAAGUGAAAAGAGAGUCUGCAAAUGUGGAUUUAGUUAAUUCUGAUCAAGUUUUUGGUUUGUGCGAGAAUACAAUCACUGCUUCUGUUGAGGCAGUUCAAGAAUUGGUUGCGCCUGGACAUUUAAAUGCUUUUGACAUAAUUUCUCUGUCUGCAGGGCUAGACUUGUCUGGCCUAUUUGCUAACAUUGGUGAACAGGAAAAUGUCAAAUUUACAUUCAUGAGCUCUGCCUCAUCUAUCAUGGCUACAGUGGAAGAUAUUGCUCGCAUUUUGAGGAUGGUGAUCAUUAAGAAGGAUGGAGGGCUGCUGAAAUUGGAGAGAUCCAAGGAAGGUAGAAAAGAACCGCUUUCCAUUGAUGUUGAAAUAUUUGAAGUUGCUCCAUCUUUCCAUUUGGUUGAGAUGAAAUCCGGCGAUGAUGCAUUAGAAUUCCAGAAGAUAGUCAAGGAAGAUUUAAGACCAACUCUCAAAGAUAUUGUUUUUGUUUGGCAAGAUGAGCAUUACUUGCAGCAACAGGAUUGUACUCCUUAAAAGAUUCAUUGACUUUUCAAGUUUUGAAUGAGUUACGGUUAUGACAAAGUUAUCAUGGUAAUUGAAAUGUUCAUAUUCAUACUCUAAUAAAUAUGGUUUUGGUUGA